ACGUGGAUUAUUUCAUCCAGCUAACUUUAACAGUACUGUGUGCGGAGUGUGUGUUCGUCAUGGACGACGGCAGCAAGCUGCAGCCGACGGCAACAAGGUUCCGGUGGCUGAACCUUGCGCGCUGCACGCUGGCCUCCGUGGUCACCGUCCUCGCCGUCGUCGUCAUCGCCCGCGCCGUCGUCGUGCUACUCCGCCCGGAGAAGCUCCGGCUAAGCGUCGCCGGCGGCCGCGUGUCCGUCAGCAGGAUGCCGGCGAUGAAGCCGCUGCCCCGCGUGAACAUGAGCUUCGUCCUCAGGGCCUUCAACCCCAGCGGCCGCGCCUCCAUCGAGUACACGGGCAUCACCGUCGCGCUCCGGGCCAUCGACGACGGCGACGCCGCCUCGCCGGCGGCGGCGGCGCCGAUCAUCGCGCAGUUCCCGUUCCCGGACGUGCCCGUGGCGCAGCAGGUGGCGCACGAGGCGGCGGCGAGGGUGUCGCUGGCGGCGGCGGAGGACGUGCCUCUCCGGUACGUGAAGGCGCUGUUCGACGGCCGUGGCAUCAGCGCGGCGAUACAGGUGGACGGCUUCCUCACCACCCGCAUGGAGAUCGACGGGAGGAUCAGCAGGAGCAACGGCGGCGUCGCCACCACGUUCUACUGCCUGCCGGUGACCAUCGCCGUCGGCGACGGCGACGACGAUGAGUCCCGUACCAGGGACACGUGGUGCCUAGACAAGUCUGACGUACCAGCUUUCGUUGGAUAGACCGACGGAUCUACUCCCUCCGUCAAAAAAAAAAAAUCUAAUCUAAUAUUAGAUGUGAUGUUUUCUAUAACAACAAAUUUGGAUAGAAGUAUGCUCAGAUUCUUCUAUUAGAAAAUGUUCCAUCCAAUACCAGGUUGAGUUUUUUUAGGACGGAGGAAGUAUGUAUUACUACAUGCUUUUUUUAAUGAAAGUAUUACUACAUGCUUGAUGAUAAUGUUUAAUUAUAGUAUUAGCUAGUACUAGUACUAUAUACUCCCUAUCCGUUUUAUGAUAAUGUUAAGUUAUAUUAGCCA
Oryza sativa Japonica Group (Japanese rice) is the source of this 1033-nucleotide messenger RNA. RefSeq lists its product as uncharacterized. The record is from RefSeq and is a predicted model, not a curated record. Lineage: Eukaryota; Viridiplantae; Streptophyta; Magnoliopsida; Poales; Poaceae.